GUAGAAUUUAUUUGGAGCAAGCACUUCGUACGAAAAUAUUUUCAUACCCAAAAUUUGAAUCAAAGACCUCUUCUGGUACAUUUUUAUAUCAAGGGAUUUGAAAAGUUGAUUCCCUAAAAGGGGCUAAAAUGAGUGAGUAGGCGAAUCAUAAUUUUUGGCUGACAAGUGACAAGGAUAACUGGAGGUCGUUUGGGCCAUCCAACAGACACAAUUGGCCAGCUGACAAAGCAAUAUAGCCAUUUUAAUUUCCACAAAGCAACUCUGUUUUCUCCGCUGCUAACAACUGCUUCAAUUCUUCCGAAAAUUAGGGUUUCUUGUCUGAAAUUCCCAAGUUUCACCUCCUACUUUCCCUUUGGGUUGUUGAAAUCUAACGCCUCAUGUAACUGUAUUCCCUCUCAAUUUUGAAAUUCACCGUCUCAACAACUUUGUCAGAUCAAUCCCUCUGUUUUUGCUACUGUCCUUUAAAGCCUCCUCAAUAAAUGGCUCUUCAUGCUACUGCUUUCUCCUUCACUGGAGUUUCCACUUCAAAUCAAACUUACAGAAACUCUCUGCCUUCAGUUUUUCCUGCUCCUAGAAGAUGCACUGUGAAAGCAGCAGCAGCACCUUUCCCUUCCCAGUAUCCGCCCAUCUUAUCUCGAUGCAAAAUUCAAGGAAGAGCAUUGCCAAGUGAUGAUGGGCCACUGAAGAAGGAUGAAUCUUCCCUUGUUGUUUGCUUCGGCGAAAUGCUAAUUGAUUUUGUUCCGACCACAAGCGGACUGUCAUUGGCGGAGGCUCCAGCAUUUAAAAAGGCUCCUGGUGGUGCACCAGCUAAUGUUGCUGUUGGUAUUUCCCGUCUUGGUGGUUCAUCAGCUUUCAUUGGGAAGGUUGGUGAAGAUGAAUUUGGUUACAUGCUUGCUGAUAUUUUGAAGGAGAACAAUGUCAACAGUGAUGGUAUGCGCUUUGAUCCAGGUGCUCGUACUGCUUUAGCAUUUGUAACACUGCGAAAGGAUGGAGAACGUGAAUUUAUGUUCUAUCGUAACCCAAGUGCUGAUAUGUUGCUUCAAGAGGGUGAACUUGAUUUAGAGUUGAUCAAGAAGGCAAAAGUUUUCCAUUACGGUUCCAUAAGUUUGAUUACAGAGCCAUGCAAAUCAGCCCAUAUUGCAGCUGCAAGAGCUGCGAAGGAUGCUGGUGUGAUCUUAUCCUAUGAUCCCAAUUUGAGGCUUCCAUUGUGGCCAUCUGCAGAAAGUGCUAGAGAAGGAAUCCUUAGCAUAUGGGAUACUGCUGACAUAAUUAAGAUAAGUGAAGAAGAGAUUUCGUUUUUGACACAAGGAGAAGAUCCUUAUGAUGAUAAUGUAGUUCGGAAGUUGUACCAUCCAAACCUCAAGUUACUCCUCGUCACAGAGGGUCCAGAAGGUUGCCGAUAUUACACCAAGGAUUUCAGUGGACGAGUUAAGGGUAUAAAGGUGGACGCUGUGGACACCACCGGUGCUGGAGAUGCUUUCGUAGCUGGAAUAUUGUCACAACUAGCAUCUGAUGUCUCCCUGCUUCAGGAUGAGAGCAAACUCCGAGAUGCCCUUAGUUUUGCUAAUGCUUGCGGUGCAUUGACUGUGAUGGAGAGAGGAGCAAUUCCAGCUUUGCCAACAAGAGAAGUAGUGUUGAACACCUUGGUCAAGUCAGUUGCAUAAUAUCAUCCGAUCUAUUAAUCAGCUGUCAAUUAAAUGGGCUUGCAAAGUUUUUCCAUGUUUUCGCUGGCAUAAAUUAUUGUAUGGAAAAUGAAUACCAUUUAUGAGUCAAUCUAGAAGAAGAUUGUUGGCAUAAACCUGAAUGCAGCUCCAAAUAAUCGGUAAUAAUUUCCGAUAAAUAUGUGGAAGUUCAUAACUGAAUUAUUAACCACGUGUAUUUAUUCAAGAUCAAUGUUAAAUUCUUGAGGCUAA
Messenger RNA from Capsicum annuum, 1913 nucleotides. Its product is annotated as probable fructokinase-6, chloroplastic. Gene Ontology annotation, molecular function: fructokinase activity. Gene Ontology annotation, cellular component: cytosol; chloroplast stroma. The record is from RefSeq and is a predicted model, not a curated record. Gene Ontology annotation, biological process: fructose metabolic process. The transcript is spliced from 7 exons. Bases 480 to 1664 code for a protein of 394 amino acids. NCBI's taxonomy places the organism in Eukaryota, Viridiplantae, Streptophyta, Magnoliopsida, Solanales, Solanaceae.